AUGGCCCCGCCACCGUCCCUGAAGCACAAAAUCGGCACGAAUUAUAACGAACCGGAACCUAAACAACGAAAGACUUUGGUGGAAAGAGCAGGAGAGCCCAGGUCACUCGUGGCUGCCACACCAAGUGCAAGACCCGUCGUGAGAGGUACUUCACUCGUCGGUGCAGGAAGGUCAGAGAUAACAGGCCCGUCUUCCAGCUUCACUCGAAACAAAACAUUUUCUUCCUCCGUAUCAUCACGCACACCAUCAGUAUCUGCUCGCAAUAUGUCAAAUAGCAGUUUCUCAAACAGCGUCGGUCCGGGUCAUAACCGUUCUAUCUCAGCCCACGCAGGUGGCCGUUACCUGGCACCAGCAUCAUUCAACCAGUCCAUAUCGUCUCGACCAACGACCGUCAUUCCAAACUCGAGGCCAUCUUCAUCAUUAGAGGCCACUUCUCCCGACGAAGAUAUCCCAUCCCAAGGCGGGAGACAGGGUAUGCAAUUAUUGCCUUCAAUUCAGUCUUCUGUUACAUCAUCGCGAAGACCUACGGAAAUGCAAGACAGAAGAUCACAUUCGUCAAGUACAAUGAACCAGUCCAACUCUCCACGUUCCUUCAAGGAUACCAGAGAACUCACCGUGAGUACGGCAAUGAGUCAGUUGAGACUAGAUGAUGGAGAGUCAAGUCAGCCGCCAUCAGCUCGAUCACUAUCUCACAACCCUUUUGUCAGUCAUGGCAAUCAUUUAGGAACUGACGGCCCCGAGGGUGCUCUGGUGCUGUUUGAAGCCCCAGAGGACAGCUUAGUUGCUCCACAGUCGCCAUCUAUGAUUCCCGUGCGAAACAAACGCGUUUCUUUGCCUGCUACUCCUUCCAGAAACCUAAAGACCUCCCCCCGCAAAUCUACGCGCAUGGCAAGCAAUUCUAACAAUGAUCCAUUUCUAGCUUGGGAUGUCCGCGGUCGACUCGAAGACAUGGAAACCAUGUACCGUGAAAUGAAAAACAAAAUGGCUGGCACCAAUGUCGAACGCAGUGGCCUCGAAGAGGCAGUCACAAUCUACAAAACCCGAGUCGCCGAACUUGAAACCCUUCGUUCGCAACUAUCAUCAACCAACACAACCCUACAAACUGACUUAGAUGCUAUGCGGAUAAAGUCUGAUAUGCUUCAGCAGAAGCUACUAACAACCAAUUCUAGUCUCGAUGAUCAAUUGAGAGCUCAUCGCAUAGAGCUGGACGAUGCCAAGCGAGAACACCGAAACGAAGUGGACCGCGUCAGACGUGACCACACUGACGAGGUUGACCGCCUUAUUCGUCUACAUCGGGAUGAACUUCACGAGCUGGAACGUCGAACGACUCUUGAACUUGACAACAAAGUUCGAGAUGUAGAAAAGCGGAGCCAUGAUAAUCUUGAAGAGGAGCGAAAUCGCCGGUUGCGGGAAGUUCAAGAACUCGAGGUCCAAAUCACAAAGGGAAACCAGAAUCUGCAUCUAGGGCUUGAGCAAAAGGAACGCGAUCUCCAAAUUAUGCGAGCGGAGCUCGACAAAGUGAAGGGCGAGUUAGAGCGAGAGCAAGCUCUAAAAGAAAGCGCGGAAAAGAGUAUUACGGAACUCAAGGGCGCCUGGCAAAAGACAGGUGUUGAAACAUCUACUAUCAUCCAAACUUUGGAGAGCACCGUCUCCAGUCUCCGAGCACGCAUACACUUUCUCGAAUCUGGCAGCCAGGCCCAGUCUGAUAGUUUUGCCGAUAUGGAAUCUCGACUACAAGAAGCGAUCAGAUCUGCCGAAGUUUCAAAGCAAAAGUUAGUCAAGGAAGAGUCGCUCAGACGAAUUCUGUUCAACCAGGUCCAAGAGUUGAAGGGAAAUAUUCGAGUUAUGUGCAGAGUUCGACCAAUUUUCAACAGCGAACAGAGUCAGGCGGCCAAGCUUAAAUACCCAGACACUGACAAAGAGUCAAAAGAGCUAGAGAUACUAGGCAAGGAAGAAAAGAGCAGUCUCGGCAACGUUACAAGAAAGGCACACUCUUUCUCGUUCGAUCGGGUUUUCGCACCAGAAAGCACCAAUGAAGAAGUUUUCGGGGAAAUUUCUCAGCUAGUUCAAAGCGCGACAGACGGAUACAAUGUCUGUAUCUUCUGCUACGGUCAAACCGGAUCCGGAAAGACUCAUACCAUGUCCUCUUCCGAUGGUAUGAUCCCUCGUGCAACACAUCAAAUCUACGAGACAGCAACCAAUCUUCAAGAGAAGGGCUGGACCUAUACCAUGGAAGGCAGCUUUGUUGAAGUAUACAAUGAGGAGAUUCACGAUCUUCUUGGCAACUCGAAGGACUUUGACAAAAAGAAGCAUGAGGUUCGACACGAUGAGCAGAAGAAGCAGACAAUUGUGACUGGGUUGAGGUCUGUGUCUCUUGAUUCACCAAAUGCCGUCGAAUCGAUUUUGAAGCAAGCCGAUGCCAAUCGCAGUGUUGCAGCAACCAAGUCGAACGAACGUUCAUCACGUUCGCACAGUGUGUUCAUGCUGAAGCUUUUUGGCCGCAACAGUGUCACCAAUGAAACCUCCGAGGGUACGCUUAACUUGGUCGAUCUGGCUGGUUCCGAGAGACUGAAACAGUCUGGUGCUGAGGGUGAUAGAAUGAAGGAGACUCAGAACAUCAACAAGAGUUUGAGCUGCCUAGGAGAUGUUAUUGGAGCUUUGGGUCAGGGCAAAGAUGGUGGUCACAUACCUUACAGAAACUCCAAGUUGACCUACUUGUUGCAAUACUCCCUCGGUGGCAAUUCAAAGACGCUCAUGUUUGUAAUGGCAAGUCCAUUGGAGGCCCAUCUGAGCGAGACUUUGACGAGCUUGAAGUUCGCUACAAAGGUUCACAACACUCAUAUCGGCACCGCAAAGAAGUCAACAAAGGUCCGUGAGCGGAGUAGUGAUGCGUGA
Lachnellula hyalina is the source of this 2895-nucleotide messenger RNA. RefSeq names its product Kinesin-like protein (gene klpA). Gene Ontology annotation, molecular function: microtubule motor activity; microtubule binding; ATP binding. The record is from RefSeq and is a predicted model, not a curated record. Bases 1 to 2895 code for a protein of 964 amino acids. NCBI's taxonomy places the organism in Eukaryota, Fungi, Ascomycota, Leotiomycetes, Helotiales, Lachnaceae. The transcript is spliced from 6 exons. Gene Ontology annotation, biological process: microtubule-based movement.